AUGCGCGCCGUCAUUCGGCUACAGCCACGGUUGUUUGCCAGGCCUGCCAUCCAUGGAGUCGCGACUUGGUCCUCGGUCCGGUCACAAUGGCUGUCCACAAGCGCGUCCCGUUCAUGUUCAUGCGCGGAUGCGGCCAACGGCCGACCGACCAAAGAGGCGCCCUUCCCCCCUCCGAAUGACCAUCGAGCUCUGGGAACCAGCCUGGAGCUGUUUGCUACAUCCAACUACAGUCCUGGCUCCCCGCUCUUCCUGCCGAGUGGAACGCACGUCAUCAACAAGCUCAUCUCCUUCCUCCGCACGCAGUACCUGCAGUACGGCUUCCGCGAAGUCCUCACCCCGACGAUCUAUAAACAGUCCCUGUGGGAAAUCUCAGGCCAUUGGCAAAAUUACAAGGAUGAUAUGUACGAGGUGACGGGUCGCGGCGCGACGGGCGCGACGGAGGGCGAGAUUGGAGAGGAUGAGGCGUACGGGCUAAAGCCGAUGAACUGUCCCGGCCACUGCUUGCUCUUCAAGUCACAGAAUCACUCCUACCGUGAACUCCCGGUUCGCUAUGCGGACUUCAGCCCGCUGCACCGAAACGAAAUUUCCGGCGCGUUGACGGGUCUGACUCGAGUGCGGCGCUUCCAUCAGGACGACGGGCACAUCUUCUGUCGUCCGUCCCAGAUCAAAUCAGAGAUCGCGUCCGCUCUGGGAUUUGUGGACAUGGUCAUGACUACGUUUGGGCUGGGACCAUACCGGUUAGUCUUGUCCACGAGGCCGGAGACGGAUUACAUUGGGACACUGGAGCAAUGGGAGAAUGCAGAGCACCAAUUACGAGAGGCUCUCGACAGCACGGGACGCGAUUGGGCUUUGAACGAGGGGGAUGGGGCAUUUUACGGGCCCAAAAUUGAUAUCCAGCUCCAAGAUCACGCGGGGAAGUUCCACCAGUUGUCAACCAUUCAGCUGGACAUGAACCUGCCCCAGCGGUUUGAGUUGGAGUAUCAAGUGGCCGAGGGUGAAGAAGACUACAACCCAGCCACACCCGGCGUUGCAAGACCGGUACUUGUGCACCGUGCAAUUUUCGGCUCCCUCGAACGAUUCCUGGCAUUGCUUAUUGAGCAACAUGGUGGCCAUUGGCCAUUCUGGCUGUCUCCUCGCCAAGGCAUCAUCUUGACCGUGAACCAGGACGAGGCUGUGGUGCGCCAGGCUCAGCAGGCUGUGUCUCAAUUCUCCGGGUUCAAGGUCCUUGAAAGUGGCGGAAGCGCUACACCACCACGUCCGCUAUCCUCGGUCGAUUCUACCUUCCUCAUCGACGUGGACAGUAGUGCGCAGACCCUCAGCAAAAAGAUCCAGCGGGCCAAGCAGAUGAAGUACAACUUCAUCUUCGUUCUUGGCUCGCGGGACGUUGCCGAGGGGGGGAUCACCUUGGAUGUCACCGGUCAGAUGCAGAGCAAGACCGAUCCUGACGCCAAGGAGUUCCAGACUCUCCUGACAUCGCAGCUUGGAGAACAGGCACUCAAAAAUCCACGUGCCGUGAAGCUCAAGAUGGACCAGGUGCAUCCAUUGCUUGUCCAACUGGAGCGAAGCUUCCUCUGA
Molecule: messenger RNA, 1575 nt
Organism: Penicillium oxalicum
Lineage: Eukaryota; Fungi; Ascomycota; Eurotiomycetes; Eurotiales; Aspergillaceae
Product: threonine--tRNA ligase MST1
Exons: 1
Coding region: 1-1575 (524 amino acids)
Biological process (GO): threonyl-tRNA aminoacylation
Cellular component (GO): cytoplasm
Molecular function (GO): ATP binding; threonine-tRNA ligase activity
Source: RefSeq, a predicted model, not a curated record